This is a messenger RNA of Beta vulgaris subsp. vulgaris (sugar beet), 1750 nucleotides long. RefSeq names its product allantoate deiminase 2. Gene Ontology annotation, molecular function: hydrolase activity, acting on carbon-nitrogen (but not peptide) bonds, in linear amidines. NCBI's taxonomy places the organism in Eukaryota, Viridiplantae, Streptophyta, Magnoliopsida, Caryophyllales, Amaranthaceae. The transcript is spliced from 12 exons. The record is from RefSeq and is a predicted model, not a curated record. Bases 106 to 1548 code for a protein of 480 amino acids.
AUAAAAACUACACACAUCGCACAUUACCCAAAGCUGGCAACCCUCACAACCGCAAGUCGAGGGUAAAUCUACUCCAGCCGCCCAACACUUUUCCUCCUACUUUCCAUGGCUUCAUCUCUCUGUUUCUUGCCUGUGCUACUCUUUCUUCUUUCAUCUGUUGUUUCAUCUUCUUCAUCCUCUUCUUCCACUGAUGUUUUACAUGGGAGUGAAGAAGCUGAAGUUGUGGGGAAUGAUUUGCAUCGGGAAUUUCUGAGAGAUGAAGCGGUCUCAAGAUUAAAUGAGCUUGGAAAGAUUAGCGAUGUGGAUGGCUACCUUGAGAGGACUUUCUUGAGCCCAGCCUCUGUAAGAGCCGCAAAUGCUAUCCGUCAAUGGAUGGAGGAUGCUGGUUUGAGAACAUGGGUAGACCUUAUGGGUAAUGUGCAUGGUCGGGUUGAUGGGAUCAAUGCUAGUGCUCCUGCACUGUUGAUGGGAUCUCAUAUGGACACUGUAGUCGAUGCUGGAAAGUUUGAUGGUGCGCUAGGUAUCAUUUCUGCAAUAUCAGCUCUGAAGGUUUUGAAGGUGACGGAGAAGUUAGAAAUGCUGAGGCGUCCAGUUGAGGUGAUUGCUUUUUGUGAUGAGGAGGGUGUGAGAUUCCAGUCAACCUUCCUCGGAAGUGCUGCCAUAGCAGGCAUCUUACCAGCUUCCACAUUGAAUACAUCAGACAAGAGUGGCAAAACAUUACAAGAAGUCCUCGAGGAAAAUACUAUUGGAGAAACAGAGGACAACUUGAUCCAGCUCAAGUAUGAGCCAGAGUCGGUUUGGGGUUAUGUCGAGGUUCACAUUGAACAGGGGCCUGUUUUGGAAUCAGCUGGUAUUCCCCUGGGGGUAGUCAAAGGCAUAGCUGGGCAGACACGGUUAAAGGUAACAGUUUCAGGCUCACAGGGACAUGCAGGAACUGUCCCCAUGUCCAUGCGGCGUGAUCCUAUGGCCGCCACUGCUGAAUUGAUUGUACUACUAGAAAGCCUUUGUAAACGACCUAAGGAAUUUUUGUCAUAUGAUGAUGACUGCAGCACAGUUGAAUCUCUUUUUGGAUCUCUUGUCUGUACUGUAGGAGAAAUAUCAUUAUGGCCAAGUGCCAGCAAUGUUAUUCCAGGACAGGUGACAUUUACAAUAGAUUUACGUGCUAUGGAUGAUGCUGGCCGUGAGGCUGUUUUGUAUGAAUUAUCAGCUAGAAUGUACAAUAUUUGUGAUAGACGAUCAGUUUCAUGUGUAAUUGAGCGCAAGCAUGAUGCAAAUGCUGUCAAAUGCGAUAGUGAAUUGAGUUCACAGCUUCAGUCGGCUGCCCUCACUGCAUUCAGGAAAAUGGCAGGUAAUGUUGAAGUUGAUGUACCGAAAUUAAUGAGUGGGGCCGGGCAUGAUGCCAUGGCCAUGUCUCGUCUAACUAAGAUGGGAAUGCUCUUUGUACGUUGUCGUGGGGGUAUUAGUCACUCACCUGCGGAACAUGUAUUGGAUGAUGAUGUUUGGGCUGCUGGUUUGGCAGUCUUGGCAUUUUUGGAGAAUCAUGUGUAGAAAUGGUAGUUGUGUCAAUUGGCGUAUCAAAUGUACAGUGUAUUUGUCUGUUGUGCAUAUAGAAGGUGAUAGUUGAUUUAUUUUGGUUAGAAAACCCAUUUAACACCCCCCCUCUUUAUCUUAGCACAUUUAUCUGUAGCACUUUUGUCAAACUUGUUGAUAUGUAAUAUAAAUAAUAAUGAAAUUUUAGAUUUUUUUUCAA